Chaetomium strumarium is the source of this 1239-nucleotide messenger RNA. RefSeq lists its product as uncharacterized. The transcript has a single exon. NCBI's taxonomy places the organism in Eukaryota, Fungi, Ascomycota, Sordariomycetes, Sordariales, Chaetomiaceae. The record is from RefSeq and is a predicted model, not a curated record. The coding region runs from base 1 to 1239 and encodes 412 amino acids.
AUGUCGUCGUGGCCAAGCGGAGACUGGCCGAGCGACUCGGCAGAGGAAGGCCAGCAGGACCGCCCAACCGAUCCGAACUCGCUUGGGAAGCUCUCCCCGCGCGGCCAGAUUAUCGGAAUCACACCGGAGCAGACGGAGCGGGCGUUGAAGCUGCUCAGCGUCCCAUUUGAUAGUCUCCCGCAGGUGCCACCCUUUGCGCCAUUCUUCGGCUACACGACCCAGUGGCACAAGGUCCAGGUUGCGAGCAGCCUCGCCGGUUUCUCGGCCGAAAUGCGCCGCGUGUUGACAACAACGGAGGCUGAUGCGCUCGCCUAUCAUCGCUCCAGAUGCUGCGCGAUAUCUUCCUGGUCGCCCCCUCUAGUGCUAGCAACUACGCUGUACUUCACCUGGCGCGGCCGUGCGACGCUCCGCUUCCCCUUCAUCACCCCCGACCCGGCGAAGUUUAAUCCGAAUGCCUUCCCGACCGCCUCGAGACCGUUCCUCACGGGCCCGUCGGCUGUCCGGCUCUGGCACGGUUUUCGCUUCGGCGCGUACGGAAUCGUGUGCUAUUUCUUGGUCAAGGGCUUCGUCGAUUCAUAUGCGUAUACGACCUACCUAAUGAAUGUGAUCGCCGACCCCCGGCUCAAGACGAUACGCGACGCCGCGAAAACGGUAAGGAACCAGCAAAGCGUGCCAGGCACCGACGCCAUACAGGGCGCACCGGGAUAUGAAAGAAGCACGACAAUCGGAAGCUGGUCCCCGCAGCAGCAGCGCCAGCAGCAACAGCAGCCAGCACAGCAAUCCGCGCCGCAGCCACAGGACGCGGCGCAGGAUGAUGACACCUUUUUGUUCGACGAUGCCUCACCGGUUGCGCCGACUCAGAGACAACGACCUAAGCAAUCCUCAACCAGCUACAAUCCUUCAACGGGACAGGGAUCUGCCUGGGACAGGGUCAGAUCGCAGGCGAUCGCGGAACAACUCAACCAAAGGUUCGAGCAGGCUGGGGAGCAGACACAACAGAGGAUGACGGAUCUGGAGGCCGCGCUGGAACGGUUUAAUAAUAAACAACGGCGGCUCGGUGGCCGGGAGAGGACGGAGCAGCCCACAUAUGGGAGGAGUGAGCAAGAGAAGACGGAGCAGUACACAUAUCCCACGAGCGAGCAAGAGAAGGCGUACGCCAAGGAACAGGCUCAGAAAGAGUUCGAUGCCAUGUUGGAACGGGAGCGGCGCGGCGAGGGCAGUUCCGGGGGGCGCAUGUGA